AUGUCCCAGCCAAAACGCGUUGUUCUCAAGUGUCGGGAACAGUAUGCCCAAGACGGCCAAGCUGUUAUUAAAGAAUUCUUGAAUUCGCAAAAUUUUGGAUCCUAUGAAGAACUCAUCUCUUUAAAUAAUCUCUUUGUACAUUUUGUCUUUGAUCCACGCUCCCCUUCUGGCAUAUUUCUUGUCCUUGAUGUUCAUUGCAAUGAAUUCCCAGACGUCGAUCCUAGCACUCUAGAUCUUCAAGUAUUCAAAGUUUCCAAACCGAACUCUUUUAUGUUUCGAGACCUUGGAGAAGCUGCUUGUAAGCAGGCGCAACCACGAUCUGUGGAGAUAGGAUGGGGAAGAAACAAGCCUAUCAGUCGGAAGAAUUAG
Aaosphaeria arxii CBS 175.79 is the source of this 369-nucleotide messenger RNA. RefSeq lists its product as uncharacterized. The coding region runs from base 1 to 369 and encodes 122 amino acids. The record is from RefSeq and is a predicted model, not a curated record. The transcript has 2 exons. NCBI's taxonomy places the organism in Eukaryota, Fungi, Ascomycota, Dothideomycetes, Pleosporales.